AAUACAACGCAACGGAUUGCAAGGAAAACGAUAAAACAAGGAAAAGAUUAGAGCAGUGCCGAGAAUUGUGAAGUGUAUACGAUGGAAUGAGUUAGUCCAGGACCAAGAGCAAACCGAAUCCAGCGGCUGGCAACAAGAUGACGGAGAAAGACGAGAUGGCUAACGGCGGCAGCAACAGCAACUGCCAGGCCCAACUGCAGCUCUGCGUGCGUGGAAAUGUGUCAUGGCAGCAGCUGCCCGUGCACCUGCGGUCGGUGCUGCACAACAAUCAGCGCGACUACGAGAAGUUCGUGUUCAACUACAGCCUGAAGAACCAGCUGCGCUUUCGGGGAAACCUGGCCUCCAAGGUGUUCCGCCAGGAGCAGCGCUACUACGAGCUGCUCAUCCAAAAGAACAUCAACGGGCUCGGGGUCUUCCCCUACCACCUGGCGGACAUUGUGACCAAGGGACUGCGCGUCACGCCCUUCAACUACUAUCUGGACGUGCUCAGCCAGCUGCUGCGCAGCGACAAGAGCUACGACACGCUGCCCAACUUCACGGCGGCCGACUGUCUUCGGGUCCUGGGCAUUGGCCGCAAUGAGUAUCUGGGCCUGAUUAGCGAUCUGAAGACACACACCACGCGCACUCUGCUCUUCAGCGCCAAGCCGAAUCCGCAGGACUUCUUGCCGCGCUUCCCCGUGCAGGUGCACGUCGAGCCCUGGUGGCGCCUAGACAUCGGCUUCGUCCUGGAGACGGACAUUCGCUUUGUGUCCUCUCCGGAGCGCAGCUUGCUCGAUGACCUCAUCGAUUUCGGUGCCCAGCCGGCGGGCAAAUGUGACUACCAUGUGGUGCACAGUCUCUACCGCAAGGGUCUGAUAUAUCUGGACGUGCCCAUUUGCGGGGAGGAUCGCAUCUCCAUUCCUCCCCUGCGGAACUUCGUGAUGAACCGCGUUAGCGGCGAUUACUUUGAGAAUCUGCUGUACAAGAUCUUCGUGAGCGCCGACGAGCACAUGACCAUCGCCGAGCUUGCCCACAUGCUGCAGUUGGAUCUGGACUGCGUGAAGCAGGCGAUUUCGUUCAUUUGUCGCCUGGGAUUCGCCCAUCGCAAACGCGAUUCUGGACAGGACCAAAACCAGCAGUCCAACCAUCCCAGCUGGGAGGGCUACAACCUGCAGCAGGUGCCAGAGACGCCCCAGAUCACGCCACUCAACUACAACCUGCACGCCGGCAGCUUCGACUUUGACCAGCAGCAGCAGCCGCAGCCGCAGCAGAGCCCCAAGUCCCCCAAGACGCCAAAGGCAGCGACACAGCCUCAAGAAAAGGACAAGGACAGCAGCUCGAUUGGCUACCUCUCCUCGGAUGGGAACACGAGCGACUUUAGCUUUGCCAAUCUGAACACGACUCCCACGGGAACUGGCCCAAACGCCAACAACAGCGACGAGCAGGAUGUCAGCUCCGAGCUGGAGGAUGUAAGCGAGCGCACCACAACCAUUAAUUCCAAGAUGCCAAUGGCAGCGGGUACGGCGGCGGCGGCAACGAUGGCUCCUAAAAGCGGCAAGCGCGUGGGUUUCCUGUUCGACUCGACGCUCACCGCAUUCCUGAUGAUGGGCAAUCUGUCGCCGGGGCUGAAGAACCACGCCGUGACCAUGUUCGAGGUAGGAAAACUGUGCGAGGAGAGCAUGGACAGCUUUCUGACAGAGCUGGAGCAGGUCUCGCUGCUGGACGCCGAAGGAGAGGGCGAUGUGUCGAGGUACUUUGCACAUGCCGUGAUCCUCAGGUCAACAAUCUGCUCGCUGCGACAUCUGGUGCCCGGCGGUCUGGACCUGUUGCGGCUGGAGUGCCUCGAGGGGCUCGACAGGCAGACGCGCGAUCGUGUACUGGAGAAGAAGUACAAAUUUAUCAUCUCGGCCUCGCCGCUGACCGCUUCAUUGAGCCACACCUUCAGCAUUCCGUUCUUUGGACAAUUCCUGCGCAGCUCGGAUGUGGCGCCCAUGUGGUGCAAGCUGUUCUUCAACCAUAUCACAGGCUAUGGUCCUCCCAGUUUGCUGCUGUGUCGCGGCACUGUGCUGAAGACCCUGCCACGCCUCUUUCUGGGCUAUGGCAAGCUACUGGUGAACAUUCUACACUCAGACUCGUACGUCCUCAACUCGGAGAGCUUCCGCAAUCUGAACGAGCAGUUGAAGAACGGCUGUGUGCUGCUCCAGGGCUAUGGGAUCCGCUGUCCUGGCACCCUCCACUACGAAUCGUUUCCAUUCCAGCCCUCUGAUGGGCGCCAAGUCAAGUGGGCGGCCCAUAGGGCCAUCCAGAAGCUGAACGCCCUACUGGACCUGCGCCAGCAAUGCGGCUACAUCACAUUCCUGAACACGGGCGUGCCCGAUCUCGGCUGCGAGGAGUACGAACUGCAGGUGAGACUCAAGCCACCGCAGCGCAAACGCUCCUCGCUACCAGCCAGCAACAAGCUCAUCAACCAAGUGCCAACCAGUGAGGCGACGACACCCGCCACAGAGCUGACCAGCUACCAGCUCAAGAGUCCCGACGAGAACCACUUUGCGGCCACACCCGAGCAUGGACCGGCCAAUGAGUUUACGUCGCCUGACUGCAGCCAAGUGCUGGCCAGCGAGCUGGCCAAGUGCAGCCAACCAUCGCGUCAUGCCAGUCGCGCCGACCUGCUCUCGCAGAGCUCCGUGGAGAUACCCAUUGCUAUGGAGGACGGAUCCGGGGAGCCAGAGGCCUCCACAGAGGAGUGGACCCUGCUGGACGUCAAUUUCGGUGUCCCGCUCUUCGAUGUGGACACCAACACAAGAAUUUGCGAGCAUCUAGUGCAUGGCCUGUGCAGCGACUCCAAUCUGGAGGUACUAUCCAACUCCGCCGAGCAGACGCGGGCACUUUUCCUCGAAUUUGUGCGGCAGUGUCAGUAUUUUGAGGAGGAUUCAUCGACGCCGGAGCAGCUGCUUCAGCCGCUCCAGGCGGCCAGGCCACUGCCCCAUCCGCGCAUCAAUCUGGCUUUCGAGAACGGACACGUAUGCUAUUGGAACGGGCGUUAAAUUAGUGUAUCCCCCCCAACACAGCCCCCAGUACAUGUCCAGUCCAGCUUUUAAAGAGUAUUCUGUGUACUUUCCAAGUUAGUUAUCAGUUCAGUUUCUGUACAGUUCCAAGAAGAGACGCGAUAAAGCGCGAUAAAGCUUUUACACAAACCCAAAAACACACACACACACACAUCCCAGAUAUAUAUAUUUAUGUAUACGUAUAUACCGACUAUAUAUCCGAUAAUACAGUAUGCUACCCAUCAACCAAGCUCGGCAUUAGUCAGCGUCAAACCCAAUA
This is a messenger RNA of Drosophila persimilis, 3303 nucleotides long. Its product is annotated as protein FAM91A1. The transcript has 2 exons. Lineage: Eukaryota; Metazoa; Arthropoda; Insecta; Diptera; Drosophilidae. The record is from RefSeq and is a predicted model, not a curated record. Bases 138 to 3023 code for a protein of 961 amino acids.